CGCUGAGAGCACGCCUUUGGGGUUAAUAAGCUUUGCUAAGAAGAUGGAAGAGAUCAAACUCACUUUCCCAGCCGACUCUCCACCGCUUUCGGUCAUCGUUGCUCUCUCCCUCUCAUCCUCUCCGGUAACCAUCGACUCCUCCUCCUCCUCCGCCGUCCCUUCAUUCGUCUUCUCCGACGGGCGAAAGCUGACUGGGACAUCAGAUCUUCUCCGACACGUCGGUCGAUCAGCUAAGUCUCUUCCUGGUUUCUACGGCCACGAUGCUUUCGAAUAUUCCCAGAUUGAUGAGUGGAUAGACUACGCACCUGUCUUCUCCUCCUCUGGCUCAGAGUUUAAGAAUGCUUGUACACGUGUCGAUAACUACCUUCAAAGUGGCACCUUUCUUGUUGGUCAUUCUCUUUCCAUCGCCGAUGUUGCUGUUUGGUCAGCUCUUGCUGGAUCCGGUCUGAGGUGGGAGAGGAAAUCGAAAAAGUAUCAGAACUUGGUUAGAUGGUUCAACUCGAUAUCGCUUGAGUACGCCGAGCCACUCAAAAAGGUGGCUGCGUAUACUGCUGCGAAGAAGGGCUCAGGGAAGCCUGCAUCUGUUGCACCAAGAUCCAAAGACCAACAAGCAUCAGAUAAAGGGAAGCCUGAAGUGGACUUGCCCGGUGCUGAAGUUGGAAAAGUCAAGCUCCGGUUCGCUCCAGAGCCAAGCGGUUACCUCCACAUCGGACACGCCAAAGCCGCCUUGCUGAACAAGUACUUCGCCGAGCGUUACCAAGGGGAAGUGAUCAUCCGUUUCGACGACACCAACCCCGCCAAAGAGAGCAACGAGUUUGUUGAGAAUCUAGUCAAAGACAUCGGUACCUUGGGGAUCAAGUAUGAGCGUGUGACCUACACUUCCGAUUACUUCCCCGACCUGAUGAGCAUGGCGGAGAAGCUGAUGCGCGAGGGAAAGGCUUACGUGGACGACACGCCGAGGGAGCAGAUGCACAAGGAGAGGAAGGGUGGGAUUGAUUCGAAAUGCAGGAACCAUACCGUCGAGGAGAAUCUGAAUCUGUGGCGAGAGAUGAUCGCUGGAAGCAAGAGAGGGUUACAGUGCUGUGUCCGAGGGAAGCUAGACAUGCAAGAUCCUAACAAAGCUAUGCGUGACCCGGUUUAUUACCGUUGCAACCCUAUGUCUCAUCACCGUAUAGGGGAUAAGUACAAGAUCUAUCCAACGUAUGACUUCGCUUGCCCGUUUGUGGACUCCGUUGAAGGCAUAACGCAUGCUCUUCGGUCUAGUGAGUAUCACGACAGGAACGCUCAGUACUACAAAGUUCUGGAGGACAUGGGAUUGCGGAGAGUUGAGAUUUAUGAGUUUAGUAGGUUGAAUCUAGUGUACACUCUUCUCAGCAAGAGGAAGCUUCUCUGGUUUGUUCAGCAAGGGAAGGUUGGUGGGUGGGAUGAUCCACGCUUCCCUACGGUGCAAGGCAUUGUCCGUAGAGGUUUGAAAAUCGAGGCACUGAUUCAGUUCAUUCUUGAGCAAGGUGCUUCCAAGAAUCUAAACUUGAUGGAAUGGGACAAGCUGUGGACUAUCAACAAGAAGAUAGUUGAUCCUGUGUGUCCUAGACAUACGGCUGUGGUUGAAGAGUGGCGUGUACUGUUGACAUUAACCGAUGGUCCUGACGAGCCGUUUGUCCGCUUGAUACCAAAGCACAAGAAGUAUGAAGGUGCUGGAGAGAAGGAGACCACUUUCACCAAGAGGAUAUGGAUCGAGGGAGCUGAUGCGAGUGCCAUCUCUGUUAACGAGGAAGUGACUCUGAUGGAUUGGGGAAACGCCAUUGUGAAGGAAGUUACAAAGGACGAGGAGGGUCGUGUCACUGCGUUAUCAGGCCUUCUGAAUCUCAAAGGGUCUGUGAAGACUACAAAGCUGAAGCUCACGUGGCUUCCGGAGACUAAUGAGUUGGUUAAGCUCACGUUAACAGACUUUGGUUACUUAAUCACCAAGAAGAAGCUGGAGGAAAAUGAUGAGUUGGUUUUUGCUAAGUUUGUGAAUAUGGACACGAAGAAGGAAACAUCAGCACUUGGUGAUUCGAAUAUGAGGAAGCUGGAGGAUUUUCCUGAGUUUGUGAAUCCUGACACGAAGAAGGAAACAUCAGCACUUGGUGAUUCGAAUAUGAGGAACCUGCAGCGUGGUGAUGUGAUUCAGCUGGAGAGGAAAGGCUACUACAGAUGUGAUGUGCCUUUUGUCAAGUCUUCAAAACCCAUUGUCUUGUUCUCAAUCCCAGAUGGAAGGCAACACCAGCCAUUGUCUGCUAAUUGAAGAGAGAACUCUUAUUGUUCUUUUCUUCCUAUUUUAUGAAAGCUGUAUUAAUAAAUUACUAAAAAGAAUCUCUGUUAAGACAAGAAUCUAUUUUGCUUUUUUUGUUUAAAAGUUGCAAACUUAAUCUUAUCUUCUUUGAUUAGUGUA
Molecule: messenger RNA, 2431 nt
Organism: Brassica rapa (field mustard)
Lineage: Eukaryota; Viridiplantae; Streptophyta; Magnoliopsida; Brassicales; Brassicaceae
Product: glutamate--tRNA ligase, cytoplasmic
Biological process (GO): translation; glutamyl-tRNA aminoacylation
Cellular component (GO): cytoplasm; methionyl glutamyl tRNA synthetase complex; cytosol
Molecular function (GO): glutamate-tRNA ligase activity; ATP binding
Source: RefSeq, a predicted model, not a curated record